AAAGAACAACCAUAGCUUUUCCUUGUGUCGCUUGUCCUUGCGACUUUCUGUUACUGUUCUACCACACCCUCCUUCAUCUUGGGGAUUUUUUUUCAGAACUUUUUCCCUACCAUCACAGCUAAAUUUGUGCGCAAUGGCAGGGCCCCGUGCGCCUAUCGGCACUCUAUCACAGCACGCCGCCGCCGCCGCCGGCCUUGUGCGCGGCAUGGUACCCAAGAUGUUUGGCCGUACCGAUCCGAAGCAGGCUCGCAAGACCGAGGAAAUCACAGAGAGCGAUAGCACCAGCGACAGCGACAGCGACAGCUCUACCCAUAGCGAUUCGGAGACUGACGAGGCCGUGAGAGAGGACACCAAGAACUGGGCAGACAAGUUGAAGGCCAAAAAGGCCGGGUCGACGCCGACGCCGGCUAGCAAGCCGGUCAAGGCCGCACCUGUGUCCGCUGCGUCGCCUAAUGCGAAGUCUAGCAGUCGCGCCACCAAAUCGGACAUUAAGAAGUCGUCAUCUUCAGAUUCGUCCGCUAGCGAGAGCGACAGCGACAGCGACAGCGAGAGUGGGAGUGACGAAGGGGACGACAAGAUGGCCGUCGAUCCGAAAUCCGACUCAGAGGUGGUUAGCAAAAAGACCAAAAAUGGAGGGCCCAAGGUCAAGGAGGAGGUUCAGUCCGGCUCCGAUAGCGAGUCGAGCGACGAAGAGAUGGGCGACUCCGCCCCGACCGAGAAGGCGGCUCCGUCGCCAUCCAGUUCAGAGACGAGCGCCAGCGAGGAUGAGUCUGAUGACGAAACUCCUGCUCCUGCGACCAGUUUAACCCACAAAAAGGACGCCGCCGCAAGAGCAGUCUCGUCUUCCGACGAGUCGGCCUCUGAGAGCGAGAGUGAAAGUGAGAGCGAGAGCGAGAGCGAGAGUGAGAGCGAGGUCGAGAGUGAGAGCGAGAGCGAGGUCGAGCCGAAGUCUACGACUAAGGCAGAAAAGAAGACCCAGGAUGAGAGCGAGAGCGCUGGUGAAAGCGACGGCGGCAGCGACAGCGACAGCGACAGCGGAAGCGAUGAAGGCACAAAGCAUCCGCAGAAGUCCCUGGCGAAACGGCCGCAGAGCCCUAGGCCCACCGCAAAGCAGGCCGCGAGCGCCAAGCAGCCUGUUCCCACCAAGUCAGCCAAGUCGUCAGCUGCCAUCAAUGGGGCUGCAAAGAGCAAGGAGUUUGUCAGCGAGUCCGAUAGCUCAAGCGAUGCCGAGUCAGGCGAUGACUCUGAUAGCGAGGGCACAGCGCAGUCUACGACCGUUGAGAAGCAAAGUGGGAAGAACUCAGUCCAAGCACCACCCCGGGAGAUUAUCUCGCAGGGUUUCCACCUUCGUAAGGCUGAGGAAGAUGUCGAUGCAGCCGAGGUUGCCCGCGCGUUCAAGAAAGCAAAAGCCGAAGGCAAGCAGAUCUGGUACUUCACCACCCCGAAAUCUGUGCCUAUCGAAGUCAUCCAAAAGCACGUCAUCCCCUUGGACAAGGUUCAUGCUGGCAAGGCCAUCUUUGCCCACGACGGAGCCGAGUACACUGGCCACUUCGAAGAGCCAGUGAACCAUGCUAUCAAGGUCCUUAUUCCUGGCAAGACAGGCGCCAAAUAUGAGACACUCAAUCACUCGGUUGACCGAGUCCUGCACAUCACCCGUGUGACACGCCUCGGCGAGGAGGGCGCGGACGAGUCUGUUCCAGCCACCACUUCCGUUUCAUCUCCCGCUCCGGUGUCCCAGGGUCCUCGGCCGCAGCCUAAGGGGCUGAAAGCCCGCUAUCAGCCUUUUGGCGUCACCAAAGUCAGUUCUAGCGCCCUCGGAAUGGAUGCUUCGGACAACGAGGAUGUCGAGAUGGCGCAGGCACCGCCGCUUACGGCCAAAUCUGAUACGCCGAAGGCUGCAAAGAAGCGCAAGCAUGGGGAUGUUGAUAAGGGAGCCAACAAGGAGGAGUCCACUUCCACGCCCGCCAACAAGCCCAAGAAAGCCCGAGUUGACAACUCCGAUACCAAAGCCUCUAAGGAUACUCCUGUUGUACACCCUUCCGUCGCGUCAGCCUCGACAAAGACCACUGAGCAAACGUCCCCUUCCAAGAAGAAGUCGAAGGGGAAAGACAAGGCAAAGAAAGAUGGCCCUGCUUCUUCGGAGACAUUGACCGGCGAAUCCAAGAAACCCACCAAGGUGACGCCCAUCUUACCUCCUGCUAUCCCCGGCGUGACGAGUCCUUAGGCCGGCUCUCCAAGCCAGGGUGCUAUGCAGCAGGGCAUGCGCGCGAUGAGCGUCCCUCCUGAAUAUCAGUCCAUGUCAGCGGCCCGCAAGGAACGGGAGGCCGCGCUAGCCAAGAGAUCUUGCACACCCAGUACGCCGACAAAGACACGGAUUACCUCGUGGACUCCGAUUCCCAUCCCUGGUACGAGCACACCUCGAAAGGUAAUCCCCUCACGCCAGUGGACUCUGAAGGA
This is a messenger RNA of Thermothelomyces thermophilus ATCC 42464, 2457 nucleotides long. RefSeq lists its product as uncharacterized. The record is from RefSeq and is a predicted model, not a curated record. NCBI's taxonomy places the organism in Eukaryota, Fungi, Ascomycota, Sordariomycetes, Sordariales, Chaetomiaceae. The coding region runs from base 134 to 2224 and encodes 696 amino acids. The transcript is spliced from 3 exons. Gene Ontology annotation, biological process: transcription by RNA polymerase I.